This is a messenger RNA of Python bivittatus (Burmese python), 4008 nucleotides long. RefSeq names its product UDP-glucose 6-dehydrogenase (gene UGDH). NCBI's taxonomy places the organism in Eukaryota, Metazoa, Chordata, Lepidosauria, Squamata, Pythonidae. Gene Ontology annotation, cellular component: nucleus. The record is from RefSeq and is a predicted model, not a curated record. Gene Ontology annotation, biological process: glycosaminoglycan biosynthetic process. Gene Ontology annotation, molecular function: NAD binding; UDP-glucose 6-dehydrogenase activity.
GCUUAUGCCUUAUAUACACACUAGUAUUCUGGGUAUGCAAAGAGGAUUGAGAUUAUGCCAGGUUGAACCAGCCUUCUUCAGUAUUCCCACCAUGAGUAUCUGUGACAUCUUAUCUGCACACAGCCUGUGUGUGUAUGUGCGAGCCCAAAUUAUGUCAUAGGUGCUCCACAAAGCCUGACUGCGUGACCUGAAUCCACAUGGGUGGGAUGAUUAAGCACCUAAACUCCAAUGUGAAGAUGAUGCUCAGUGGGUGAACAUUGGGCCUCAAAGCCUACCUAUCCAUUAGACCCAAUCCUAACGUCCCACAUAAAUCCUGUAGAAAGCCAUCAUUUGCACAGACCAGUCAGAGCCAUCCUAUUGAAAUACUGACUGAGAAACUCUGGACAACCAUCAUGAGGCUGCACUGUGUUUCUCUCGCUAGGGAACAAUACCGCAUUUGUGAUUCUUACGCUACUUACAAUAAAGUAGGAAAGGAGUGUGCAAAGAACUUAGUUGAUGCCAUAUUGCGGGGUUUCAUUUUCUCAGGAGGGGAUGAUCAUGUGUGAAUAGAAAGGAUAACCAGAUGAGUGGCUCUUGCAAAGAGUUCCUUCUGAGGCCUUUCCAUGAAAACUGGCUGUGGUGAUCAUAAUAUGCCUCCUGCAACAAACAUACCACUGCAUCCUUCCCAAGUUAGCACAGAUCAGUCAUGUUUGAAAUUAAGAAAGUCUGCUGUAUUGGUGCUGGUUAUGUUGGUGGGCCAACGUGUAGUGUUAUUGCUCACAUGUGUCCAAAAAUUAAGGUCACUGUUGUUGAUGUCAAUGAAGCUAGAAUCAAUGCCUGGAAUUCUGACACACUUCCGAUUUAUGAGCCAGGACUUAAAGAGGUGGUAGAAUCUUGCAGAGGAAAGAAUCUCUUUUUUUCCACCAAUAUUGAUGAUGCUAUUAGAGAAGCUGAUCUUGUGUUUAUUUCUGUUAAUACCCCAACAAAGACCUACGGUAUGGGAAAAGGCCGGGCUGCAGACCUGAAAUAUAUUGAGGCUUGUGCAAGAAGGAUAGUGCAAAACUCCAACGGUUACAAAAUUGUGACCGAGAAAAGCACCGUUCCUGUCCGGGCUGCGGAGAGCAUUCGACGCAUAUUUGAUGCCAACACAAAACCUAAUUUAAAUUUGCAGGUUUUGUCCAAUCCGGAAUUCCUAGCAGAGGGCACGGCCGUCAAGGACCUCAAGAAUCCGGACCGAGUAUUGAUAGGUGGAGACGAGACGCCGGAGGGCCAGAAAGCUGUCCGUGCUCUGAGUGCUGUCUAUGAGCAGUGGGUGCCCAAGGAGAAGAUCCUGACAACAAAUACAUGGUCCUCAGAGCUUUCCAAACUGGCAGCGAAUGCUUUCCUUGCCCAGAGAAUUAGCAGCAUCAAUUCCAUCAGUGCCCUUUGUGAAGCCACGGGCGCUGAUGUCGAAGAGGUUGCCAGAGCCAUUGGAAUGGACCAGAGAAUUGGAAACAAGUUUCUGAAAGCCAGCGUUGGAUUUGGUGGGAGCUGUUUUCAAAAAGAUGUCCUGAAUUUGGUUUAUCUCUGUGAGGCUCUGAACUUACCGGAAGUGGCUCGCUACUGGCAACAGGUAAUUGACAUGAAUGAUUAUCAACGAAGAAGAUUUGCUUCUCGGAUCAUUGAUAGCUUGUUCAACACUGUCACCGAUAAGAAGAUUGCUAUUUUGGGGUUUGCAUUUAAAAAGGACACUGGAGAUACGAGAGAAUCCUCCAGCAUCUACAUCAGCAAAUAUUUAAUGGACGAAGGUGCAAGACUUCAUAUCUAUGAUCCCAAAGUGCUGAGAGAGCAAAUCAUUCUUGAUCUUUCUCACCCAGGUGUAUCAGAGGAUGACCAAGUAUCACGACUAGUCACCAUUAGUAAGGACCCCUACGAAGCGUGUGAUGAGGCCCACGCUCUUGUCAUCUGCACAGAGUGGGACAUGUUUAAGGAGCUGGAUUACGAGCGUAUUCACAAAAAGAUGUUGAAGCCAGCUUUUAUCUUUGAUGGCAGGAGAGUCCUGGAUGACCUUCAUAAUCAAUUGCAAGUGAUUGGUUUCCAGAUUGAGACAAUUGGAAAGAAAAUAUCAGCCAAAAGAAUUCCCUUUGCUUCUUCCUGCGACAUACCAAAGUUCAGCUUGCAAGAGCCUCCUCUUAAGAAGCCAAGAGUAUAGGUUUCAUUGGUACAGAAAAGUUGGAAUAGAAGAAAAAAGAAGAAGAAAAUAAUAGGCACCUUUGAGCCACAAUAAAGCAUUUAAAAUGUUUUUAUUUCAAUAGGGGAUUUAAAUAUCUCCCUCUGAAAUCAGCGAGACCAUGUUCAGCUCUGGCUAAAUGGAAUUUAGUAUUUUUGCAUAGUUAAAAGGAUUUUAUAAGAACCAUACAGUAGCAUUGUAUCUGGGACAUUUUCAAUCCAGAUUGUGUUUUAUAAUGUCUAUUUUUCUAAUAUUGUAACUUCUAUCAAUGAAGUGAAACUAUACAGCCAUAAAGUUUUAGUAUUUUUUAAGAGAACAACCUGUCUGCUUCAAACUUCAAGACUAGGUUUUUGCAAGACUCACAAACUUCAUUUUAGUUUUUGAUGUCUUGGGUUAAAAUUAGAAGAAAGCAAGAACCCCCCUAUCCUAUUUGAUAUUGUAGUCUAUAUUAUACCAUGUAACAUUCUUCAUGUUGGAAGUUUGAAUUAGACUGUUGUCAGGUACGGUCAGUUUAUUCAGUUAAGACAUACUUUUUUGCUAUAAGAGUGAAGUCAAGAUAUUAAUAGAAUGAUGGUUGAGGGUAUUUGCAUAAAAAUAUGCUUAUUCCAGAGGGGGCCCAAGAUAGGAAAUAAUUGAUUCUGCUUUCUCUUCAGUUGCUGAUAUGUUGUCCAUCAGUUUCAGAGUUUUCUAUGGAAGCCUACCUUAGAAGCUAAGCUAAGUAUGUUUCUUAUUGUGGUUAAAAGCAAUCUCGGGACUUUAAUUGUAGUUCCCUCCACAUAUUGAAUUGAUCUGAUCUCAAAACAAUAUAUUAAGCUUUGAUUUGUUUAACCAUAGUUUACUGAAUAAAUCAAAAUGGUUGGGUUCAUACAACACACUAAGUCAAGACCAAACAAGGUAGAAUAUGGUUUAAGCCUGCCGUGUGAACUAGGACAAAGAAUACCCUUAAAUAUCUUGGAACGUGAACAUCCUCUCCUUUUUCAGGGAGUCUGAGACAUUAGUCCUACUGAUAUCCUUUCCUGUCUUUAUUACAAGAGAUAUUCCGGGGAUCUGAUUCUUUUGCAGCUUGCUUCAUUUCAUUUUGUUGUGCCAGUGAACUAUGGCACAUAAGAGCUGUAGAUAAUGGCAAAAAGGAGGUGUUUCUGUUUCUCACUUCCAGUGUGUUUAGUAUGACAUUGGAAUGGGAUCACUGUGUAAUUCUCACCCACAUUUGUACUGAAAAUCAUCAGAAUAGAAAUCCACCUUCUCCUUGGGUCAGCUGUAAACAUCUCUCCAAAUUGCCGUUUUGUCAAAACUGCCUCAAAAUUAAUGUCAAAUCAUUUUUCUUUUUUCUGACUCAGCCUCAUUGAUACCUUGCAUAAAGUAGUCUGGCUAGUUGGGAAAAAGCUAACAUUGUACCUGAGCUUGAAGCCAACAGUUUAACCCGACUACCACAGAAUUUAGGUUUUUCCUUUUUGAUAACUGAGUUAACAUUCAAGAAUGUUGUAGGAGCAAAAGUUCUAGACCUCUAAGAGAACAAAACCAUAUAUUAUGUAUUAAUCAGCUCACUACCUCAUUGCAAUGAGAGAAUAAUUGUGUUAUGUUUAGUGAUAUUAAGCCAAUGUAUUGUUCAUGUUUGUUACAGUGUUAAAAAGGCAGUUCUUCAUAGAUAAGGUCACAUUUUUCAGUAUAUUGUGUUUCAUAGCAUGAGAUCACCACCCCAAAAGAAAACAUAUUUCCCUCCCUCCCCCCAAAAGGAUUGGUUAAUAUAUUUUGUUUGACAGCAUAUGUAUUGUCUUAAAGUUUUGAAUUGCAUCUUGUUACUAAAAGUGAGAGGAUUCCAA